AUGAAUUUAAGUAUUACUACCUCAACUUUUUCGGUGUUGCUGUACUUCCUGCUUUUCUCUUCUGGAUUUGCUGAGAUGGAGUUACUUUUCAAUCCGAAUGACAAUAUAGUAGAGCUGGAUCACGCCUCCUUAGAAGCUCAACUUAAAGAGCCAAGGAAGGCGAACCUGGUGUUAUUCUACAAUGGAUUCUGCAUGAACACCCAAAAAUUUAUUCCUGCAUUUAGAAGUCUUUCCCGGAAACUUCACGAAUGGCGAAGAAUUUUAAAAGUUUAUGUGUUUGAUUGUUCCCUAGAUGAGAAUAAUCAGAUGUGCCGCAAUUUUGGCAUACGUAAUACACCCGCUUUACGCUACUUUCCUCCGAAAUUCGUUAGAAAGUCAGAUGAUUUGGGCACCGAUUUCGCCAGUCGCAAAGCCUCGGAAAUUAAAUCGGAAUUAGCCUUGUACCUCCAGAAACUGAGUUACUUUAAAAUGCUCAAGAAGGAGGAAAAUGUGACGGAUAUGUUCAGGGAUCACCAUUACGUUCAGUAUGUUGUUUUGAUUUUUCAAAUGUGCCGGGCGGAUUUCUUUCCCCGAUUCGAAAUGGCUUAUUCGAAUGAGGAAACACUUGACAACGAGCAGUAUUGCACUGAAGACAAUCCAACAAUUUCCAUAAUUUCUAGAAACACUCUACUCCGACUUUUGCCAUAUAAUCAGGUUGUGGUUCGUGCUUUCGAUGAUCAUUCGAUAUACACGAAAUUUGGCGUAUCUCCAGUACCAAACUUAUUGGUAGCUUUAAAUCGAGCUGGAAAUCAUUUAUUCCUUUCUCCCGAAAUGGAUUCAAGUAAGGCUUAUGUGGCGGCAGUAGUGCAGUUCCUAAAGUUUGUGGAUUGCAAGCCUCAGGCACCACUGCAAAAUACUUUUCCCAUCAACAUUAAAGCCGCAUUGCGUUACAAAAUAUUCGAGCAACUCGAACACAAUCCCACUCGGAUAUAUCGCGCUGAUCUGCAACGGGCUAUUGAUCAUAUUCUUAAUGUAGAGCUCCUUAAAACACCAGUUUUCACUGAAAACAAGCUAACUGUUUUGCGAAAUUUCUUAAAAAUAUUAAAUUAUAUAAGUCCACUUAAUUCAGAGGCACAAGAAAAGCUGACAAAUCUUUAUUAUUCAAUGAAAAUUAAAACAAAAAUCACGGCAGGCGACUUUAAGGAUUUGCUUUUGAAAUCUUUUGGCAAUUACACUUCGGAUGGAAAGCAUUAUGUUGGUUGUAUUUCAAAUCGAUCUUCUCUCCGCGGUUUUCCUUGCUCUUUUUGGAAACUUUUCCAUUUUCUCACAGUGGAGGGAAAUCACUUUAAUGUACCCUCCGUCCUGCAGAUCUUUCAAGGAUAUGUGAGAUACUUCAUGGACUGUCAAGAGUGUGGCAAAAGGUUAAGUCAGUUCGAGGAAAUGCAAUCACUCAAGAACGUGACCAAUUAUGAUCAGCAAAUACUUUGGUUAUGGCGAGCUCACAAUUUUAUAAACGAAAAGUUGGCCGGCGAUUCCACGGAGGAUCCGCAAUUUCCAAGGAUUCAGUUCCCAAGUAAAAAUGAUUGUCCCAGCUGUCGGGAUAAUAAUUCCGAAUGGCGUACCGAUGAAGUUCUGAUUUAUCUUAAGCGAAUAUAUUCCUUGAAAAAUCUCAGCUGGUUUGGAAUGGCUUCCCCAGAAGCUUAUAAUUAA
Molecule: messenger RNA, 1689 nt
Organism: Drosophila ficusphila
Lineage: Eukaryota; Metazoa; Arthropoda; Insecta; Diptera; Drosophilidae
Gene: Qsox4
Product: sulfhydryl oxidase 2
Exons: 1
Coding region: 1-1689 (562 amino acids)
Biological process (GO): protein folding
Cellular component (GO): Golgi membrane
Molecular function (GO): protein disulfide isomerase activity; flavin-dependent sulfhydryl oxidase activity
Source: RefSeq, a predicted model, not a curated record